AUGCAGCGCCGGCAUCUUCGGCGUCUUCGCGCACGGCGGCGGCGCCAAACAUCCUUUUCAGCUCGUCGGAGGCCUUCAGCACCCGCAUAUUCACGGCCAGGAGGGGCUUGGCCGGCGCCGCAGUGGGGCGAGUCGGGGCCUGCGACCCGUCAGGGCUGGGCGCACUCGUGCUGUUAUGUGCAGGGGUGGUGGAUUGGUCGAUGCCCAGCUCCGCCAGAACCUUGUCGAUGUCCUCCUCCUCCCUGGCUUGCUGGCGCUUGGACGGCUGCUUUGGGGGAGGCAAGGCGGGGGCAAGCUUUGUGGGUGGCGCGCCGACGGCGCUGGUCAUCGCAGCAUCAUCAUCCGAUGCCUCUUCCUGCGAGGAAGCCUCCCUCUCUGCUUCAGACUCGUCCUGCAGGUAUAUACAUUGGGCACUGGCAGUGA
This is a messenger RNA of Auxenochlorella protothecoides, 423 nucleotides long. RefSeq lists its product as hypothetical. The record is from RefSeq and is a predicted model, not a curated record. NCBI's taxonomy places the organism in Eukaryota, Viridiplantae, Chlorophyta, Trebouxiophyceae, Chlorellales, Chlorellaceae. Bases 1 to 423 code for a protein of 140 amino acids. The transcript has a single exon.